Messenger RNA from Toxotes jaculatrix (banded archerfish), 14416 nucleotides. It is a transcript of the gene sacs2, whose product is annotated as sacsin. The record is from RefSeq and is a predicted model, not a curated record. The transcript is spliced from 8 exons. The coding region runs from base 55 to 12873 and encodes 4272 amino acids. NCBI's taxonomy places the organism in Eukaryota, Metazoa, Chordata, Actinopteri, Toxotidae.
GCAGAACUGAUGACCCCCUUCGACUAACAUGACUGAGCAUUCAACUGAGGAAAGAUGAGUCUGAAGACGAGGAAAAAAGCUCGAGCAUCAUUCGGGCCAACAGCACCGCCCUUCAUCGACUACCUGAAAGAUAUUCUACGUCGAUAUCCAGAUGGUGGACAAAUUUUGAAGGAGCUGAUUCAAAAUGCAGAUGAUGCUCAAGCCACAGAAGUGGUUUUCAUCCAUGAUGAGAGAAGCUAUGGGACUGAGAGCCUUUGGACUGAUGAACUGGAAAAAUACCAAGGUCCUGCUCUCUAUGCCUACAACAAUGCUGCUUUCACCGGUGAAGACUGGGAAGGAAUUCAGAUGGCGGGGAGGAGUGUCAAGCGCAAUGACCCAAACAAAGUCGGGAGGUUUGGAAUCGGCUUCAACUCUGUUUACCACACAACAGAUGUGCCAAGUAUAUUCAGUUCAGGUCACCUCGGCUUUAUGGACCCCCAAGAAAAGAUAUUUGGAGAAAGAAAAGGAGGUUUUUGGUGGUCUUUGGAUGAUGCAGAAGAUCAAGAAGCUCUGAUGACCUUGCAUGAUCAGUUCCAACCCUUUCGCGAUAUAGUUUCACUUGUAAGCGGGCAAGAGUGGUCAAAAAUUGUCAUGGAGGAUCAGCAUUUUGAUGGGACAGUUUUCAGAUUCCCUUUGCGCAACGAGACAUCAGAAAUUUCAGAUAAUCUAUAUGACUCUGAUAGGGUGGUUGAGCUUUUUGAUAGCUUCAUUGCAGAUGCAGACUUAAGCCUCCUUUUCCUCAAAAAUGUGACCUCUGUGUCAUUGAUACAUAUUAAUGUACAUGGCACUGUUAACACCAGGCUUAAGGUGAAAUCAUCAGUCCCCACAGAUGUCAUUUUACGGGCAGAAGACAAGUCAAUCAUUGAGGGUUCGACCAGGUUCAAAUUGAUAAGCCUCGACUCAAACACCCACAAAGAAACAAAGUGGCUUCUGACAACUUGUACCAUGAAGGAAGGUCAUAUAGAAAAGCUUGAUUCACUUGCAAAAAAGUUGAGCUUCUUCCCUCAAGUUGACUUGGCAUUCCCUUGUGGUGAGAAGAGAGGCUGUAGAGAGAGUAGACUGAGCUGCUUUCUCCCCCUCCCAAACAAUGAAUCCAACGAGACACGACUCCCAGUUUAUGUCAACGCUUGCUUUGGUCUCACAGACAACAGACGACAUAUCAAGUGGCAAGAGGAAGACCAGAAACAUGAUGAACAUGCUGUGUGGAACGAACUGCUCAUGAAGGAGGUGCUCCCGCAGGCAUACAUCAUGAUCAUUCAAGAUGCCAUCAAACUUGCCCAACAGUCUGUUCUUCCUGCCCCCUCUGUGUACAAUCUGUGGCCAGAUAUUGCCCAGAUACGCCACAAAGGCAAAUGGUAUGCCAUUGCUCUGGAUGUUCUUCAUCUCUUAUUCAGACAGAAUGUGCCUGUCCUCUCUCUUGCCAAAGAUGAAAGACAGUUUAUCACUCCAUCAGAAGCUGUGUUCCCCUGUAAUGGUCCAACAAGCCCUGCCAUAAUGGCCGCCAUUGAAAGGACAUUGGUUUCCUGCGGGGAAAAUCUUGUCACAUUACCAAAUGAUGUUGCAAGAGCUAUAAAUGAGGCCUACCCGUACCUCAACACCCUAAAAUAUGUGAGUCCAACUUUCUUAAGGGAUAUUCUCCACAGAACCGGUGUGCAUAACAUCUCUAAAGACGACAGACUCAGCCUUUUAGAGUACAUUUUGAGUGAUGGAAACUACAGAGAACUCAAUGGCCUUCAGCUGCUCCCGCUCAACGAUGGCUCUUUCAGGUCUUUCACAGACAGAGAGAAGGACACUGCUUUGAUUGACAGCAAUGAAUUUCCAAGAACUUUGCUGCCAUUCUGCAAACACCUCUUCAUCCCAGAUGAUCUCAGUCCAGCCUGCAUUGCCCACCUGAAAAAGCUGGCCACAAAAAAUUUGUUCAAGGUCAUCAACAUUGAUGCAGACCAGGUGGCUGAAUUGACAAGGAGGUAUUUGCCACAGGACUGGAAGCAGACAAGGGCAGGGCAUGUUACCUGGGACAUCAGCAGCAGUCAGCAUCCACCUUUAGACUGGCUCCAAGAAUUCUGGAAAUUUCUCAACACUCACUUCAAAGAGUUAAGUCGUUUCACUGGAAUACCAUUAGUACCAGUCAGUCCCCUGUCUGUCAGUCAGACUGUAUCACUAGCACAGCUACAACAGAACACAACCCUCAUUUUUCAGAAAAGCAAGCAGAAUAGCUUGUCAGAUCAAAUAGCUCAGUUGGUGAACAAAGCUGGUGGCACAGUGGUGACAGGAAACGAGUGGCUCAAGCAUGUAGACCUAGACACUUACGUGCUAUGCCCAUCGCCGAGGAGCGUCAUGAAAGUAUUGGUGAAUUUAGAUUCUCAGCAUCUCAUCAGACAGCUCAAGACCGGAUCUGACAGAACAAGAGAAGAACUGAAAGAUUAUCUUUCUCGUCUGGAUUCUCUCUCAAGCUGUGAGGAAGAGUUAGUCUCAAAGUUGCCUCUGUUUCGUACCAUAAAGGGAUCAUGUGUGGCAGUUCAAUCAAAACAGGCUGUGCUUCUAAAUUCUGGUCUCACCAUACCAACAGAGCUCCCUAUGCCUGACUCAGUUGUGCAAUGUGCUACUGAGGUUGAUCGCAGACUGUUACAGCUGCUCAAAGUGAAUCUCCUGCACACAGCUGAAGCAGCCAAUCUCCUCAUUGACUCUAUUGAGAAGGGGUCUUGCAGCAAGAAAGACACAGAGAAAAUCAUGACUUGGAUUUUACAGCAUGGGAAUAUUCUUUUCUCUCAGAAUCAGACCUUGAAACGCAGAUGUAAGGACUUGAGCUUCAUUGAAGUGAAAGGAGAACUGAAAAAGGCCUCAAGCUUUUUUGAUCCAAGAAUUCCAACAUUUAAAGUCAUUUUUGAGUCAGACUUCUUCCCCCCGCCUCUGUACACUCACACAACUCAGAUGCUUGAAAGCCUAGCAGAUCUUGGCUUGCUAAGUAAAGAAGUAGAUGUUUCACCUCAGCAUUUGCUGCAUGCCGCCAAACUGAUUGACAAACUGCAUGUUGACUUUCAAACUGAGGCUCUCAAAAAAGCACAGGUGCUCUUGAAAAUGUUGGAUGCUAAUAAUCUACUGUCAAAGUUUUCUCAUGAGCAACUUCAGUGCCUCAAAAUGCUAAAAUGGGUCCCAUGUGCUAAACCUGGUAAUGACAAAAAACACUGCAAUGACAAAUCUCUGCAAAGUUGUUUCUUCUGCCCAGAUGAAAUAAGACAUUCUAUGUUCAAGGACAUUGUAGGGCAUGUAAUGCCUCUGGUGGGAAAGCUCAGUGACAAAGUUAGCAACCAACUUGGACUCAAACGCCAACCCCCACCUGAAAAAGUGAUAGAGAACUUAUCAGUCUUGACAUCAAAAGUCCAGAAAAUGACUAAUCCUGACACAGAUGUGGACUUCAAGAGGGAGCUGCAUAGCAUUUACAGACACAUGCAAGACCACAUGUCUGAGUUUGCAAAAGUGAUAAACAGGGACACACGCUGGCUGUGGAACCACAACCAGUUUGUUUCACCAAAGAAUCUGGUUCUUGAUUACCCACGUAAUCUAGAUCUGAGCGCUUACAUUGGGAAGGUGCCAAAUGAAUUUCUGGCAUACAAGAAGUUGCUCCAGUUUUUUGGCCUGAGAACAUUGCUUUCAGAUGAAGAAAUUGUUGACAUUCUUCUUUCGAUCCAGCAAACUACUGAAGGAAGGCAACAGCCAUUUGCAAGUUCCUCUGAGGUGAAAGUGUCAAUAGAAAUUCUCAACUGGCUCUGGAGAGAGAAAAAGACAGUUAAGGAGGACAUCCCAGUACCAGUCAUCAUGGAGGGUGAACAAUAUACCAUGAAACCACGGUCAACAGCAGUCUUCUGUGAUGUAAGCAAAUAUGGGUUGAAAGAGCUUAAGUGCACCAAGGAAGAAAUUCAUGUCAUACAUGAGGAAAUCCCAAAAGCAACAGCUGAAUGGUUGAAUAUUAGGUUUCUCAGUACCUACAUCCUCGAUCCAGAGUUAGUGGGAAUAGAACAGUGUGGACAAUCUGAGCCAAUAACAACAAGGAUUAAAAACAUUCUGAAAGAAUAUGAUGAAGAAAGUGACAUCUUCAAAGAGCUCAUUCAAAAUGCAGAAGAUGCUGGGGCAAAGACAUGUAAAUUUUUGGUGGAUUUUAGAGUACACAAAGAUGCCCCUGAAAGUCUCAUUGACCCCGCCAUGGCCCUUUGUCAAGGACCUUGUCUUUGGGCUUUUAAUAAUGAGCAGUUCACAGCUGAAGACUGGACAAAUAUUGUCAGAGUUGGUGCUGCCUCAAAAGAAAACAAGGUGGAAAAAAUCGGAAAGUUUGGACUUGGAUUCAAUACUGUGUAUCAUGUGACAGAUGUUCCCUCCAUCCUUAGUGGCAACAGUCUUCUCAUACUUGAUCCAAAUGUAACUCACCUCAAAAAGCACAUCAGACACAAAGCAAAUCCUGGAAUCAAGCUUGAUCUCUCUCAGCAGCGACUUUUUCACUGGUUUCCUGGUCAGUUUGGACCAUAUGAACGCAUUUUUGACUGUAAUUUCACCAGACAAGGUCCUCUUAAACCCUAUCCAGGUACUCUGAUCAAACUACCUUUCCGAACUGAAGAAGAGGCUCUCCAGUCAGAAAUAAGCACAAAGGUGUAUCACACACAUGACAUCACUGCUUUUCAACGGCACCUAACCUUUAAUUCACAAACUCACCUGCUUUUUCUGAAGAACAUGAAUUCAUUAUCUCUACAAAGUAUUUCAAACAAUGUCACAACUCCACCAAGAGAUGACGAAAUAAAAACUGUCCUCAAUGUCUCCAAAACCACCCUGAGUGCAAUGAGGAUUCCUGAUGAAACCAGUGCAGCAAAUCAGGAUCAAGCAUUGAUGACACUUGAUGGACAAUGCAAAGACAUAAUUGACUGCUACACAGUCAAUAUUGUCCAGAUCACCAGUCAGCAGUCUGGUGUAACUGAAGUCCAGACGUGGCUCCUGUACAACUGCUUUGGGACACAUCAGUCAUUGAAAUUGGCCGUUCAAGGAAACAAGCAAGUCAAGUUCUCUUUGCCAAUCGGAGGCGUUGCUGUGCCUUUGCAAAAUAAUCCGAAAACUGGUAAACUGUCCUCAUCACAAUCAGAUCUUGUUGGACAGGCAUUUUGUUUCCUUCCCCUUUCCAUUCACACAGGCCUUCCAGUCAAUGUAAACGGAACAUUUGCUGUGACAAGCAACCGAAAAGGCCUGUGGGAGAGUGGGAUCAAACAUGACUGGAACAAAGCUCUUCUUCAGGACCCUGUUGUGACAGCAUAUGUUACUACACUCUUGGCACUGAAGAAAAUGUCUGAAAAUAAUCAACUGGACACUUAUUGCUAUCACAGCUUUUGGCCUGAUAGAGAUAAAGUGAGUGAAACUUUCAAGCCCUUGGUGGAUGCAUUUUACUCCACCAUUGCCCAGCACUCUGUUGGCCCAGAGCUCUUUAGUGAUGGAGAACAAUGGUGCUCAAUGAGCAGUGCCAUAUUUCUCCAUGAGAGCAUUGAAGAGGAUAAAGACAUCAUUGCCCUUGCAAUGCAGGUGUGCAAGAAAUAUGCAAAACCACCCAACCAUGUUGUUCCUCUUCCACUGUGGCUGAGAAAUAGCUUCAAACAGGCAGGCCUAGAAAAGGCUUUACAGAUCAGAACAUGGAACUGGGAGAAGUUUUACCAGGAAGCAGUGUUUAACAACCUUGCUACCAUGGACCCUAUGAGUAGAGAUACUCUUGUGCUGCAUGCUAUUGACCUACAUAUCAAAGAAAUUGACAGUCUACUGGUCAGUUAUCCAUGCAUUCCCACAACAGGUGGACAGCUCCAGUAUAUCAACAAACUUGUGAAUCCAUCAGGGAAAGCGGCCUGUCUUUUUGAACCAGAAGAGGGACGCUUGCUUGGUGGUACCAAAAAUGACUUUUGUUCCCCCAAAAGGAUUCAGCGCUUGUUGGAGCUUGGAAUGGCAAGUGAUCAUCUCCCAUUGAAAGACAUCACAGAGAAAGCAGGCAUCAUCACCAAAACCUGGAGCACUGACAGAGAGAAAGCAUAUGGGCAGUUGAAAUGCCUUCUUGAACUCAUGAAACAUCACAUAUAUGAAGACUCUCUCCACUGGGAAACACUAAGGACGACUGAAUUCCUCCCAGCAUUUUCACCUGGUGAUACAAAAAUGGAAAGGGAUGUGACACUUAGAAGGCCUGCUGAUGUUUUUAGUGACAAAUGCACCCUACUCGUUAACAUGACACAACCUGUGCUGGACCAUAGCAAUCUGAAAAUACACCACACUGAUCCAGUCCUUCAAAAUUUGGGAGUUUGUGACAGUCCAAAGCCCGAGACAGUGCUUCAGCAGCUGCAAGAAGCAUGUAAGCAAUCUCAAUCCACUGACAGACCCAUGCUUCACAAGAUAGCAUAUGAAUGCUAUAAGUUUCUAGAUCAGUGGCUCAGUAAUUCCGGGAAUUCCACUUUUAUUUCAAAUAGGGCAAAGUCAUUCCCUUUCAUCCUUGUUGGCAGUACAUUUGUAAAUGUGAGCUGUGUAGCUGAAAAUGAGCAGUUUGAAGCAAAGCCCUACCUUCAUGUACUUCCAGCUGCCUUCACAAAUUUCAGGAAGCUCUGGGAAAGUGUAGGUGUUGAAAAACAUUUUACAGUCAGCCAGUUUAUAACUGUGCUCCAGCAUUUGCGCCGUCAACAUGGAAACAAGCCCCUGCCAGGGAGUGAUCUGUCAAUGUGCCUCACAAUUUUGAACAAAGGGAUAUUUGAAGCCAAAGAGAAAACAACAGGUGACUGUCUGAUGCCCAAUGAACGUGGUGUUUUACAGCCUGCAAGUCAGCUGUUUUACAAUGACAGCCCAUGGAUGCCAGUGGCUUCAGGUGUCACAUUAUGCCACGAGAACAUCCCACGUGUCAUGGCUCGUCACUUUGGAAUCAAAACAACCAGGCAUCAUACUCUGCAAAACCACAUAGCUGAGAACAUUUCACAAUUUGCUUUUCAGUUUGAACAGCAGGAGCAACUAACGGUUCGAAUUAAAAACAUUAUUUCCGCCUAUCCAUCAAAGAAGGAUAUCCUUAAAGAGUUACUCCAAAAUGCUGAUGAUGCAGAGGCAACAGAAAUUCACUUUGUUUGGGACAAACGACAGCAUGGCAAAGAAAAAACCUUUGGGAAGAAAUGGAACCAUCUGCAGGGUCCAGCACUGUGUGUGUUCAACAACAAAGUGUUUUCUGAUGCUGACCUGGCUGGCAUUCAACAGCUGGGAGAGGGAGGAAAGCACAACUCUCCAGGGAAGACAGGGAAAUAUGGAGUUGGAUUCAACUCUGUUUACCAUUUGACUGACUGCCCCUCAAUCCUGACUGGAGAUAAAUUACUGUGCAUUUCUGAUCCCAAUCAAAAAUACAUUGAAAGUCACUCAGACAAAUCACCAGCUGGCAUUGGAUAUAAACUGGCUGAUACCUUCAAGAACAUGUACAUGGACGUCUACAAAUCCUUUCUUCCAGACAAGUUUCCUCUUAAAGACGGCACCAUGUUCAGAUUACCUCUGAGGAUGGGUAUCAUGGCAAACAACUCUAAAAUAUCACAACAGGGAGUCACUGACCAUGACGUGAAAGAACUGUGCUCUGCCCUCUCUGAAGAUCCCGAAGGACUAAUUCUAUUUCUGAAAAACAUCCGCAAAAUCGAAAUCCAUGAAAUAAAUGAACGUUCAGGAAAACUCGAAACCACCUUUGUGGUUGAAAAAAGUGUGCCAAAGGCAAGCAGCAAACAAAAAGAUGCUUUUGUAAAACUUCAAAGACAUGCACUGCAAUCUGUCAAACCAGUAACACCACAGAAGGCCAUUUAUGGAACCGUUAUUUCAGCCUCAGAUAAAAGACUAAGUAAAUGGAUCAUUGCAGAACAGUUUGGCUCGUUCAAAAACAGUGAUGGAAAAGAAAUAACAAUGUUAGCCAAACUUCCCCAAGCAGCAAUAGCAGCACGCGUGAGCUCUAAGAGCUGCAUGGAUUUUAAGGGAGAGGCAUUUUGUUCACUUCCUUUGCCAGGGAAAACUGGACUACCAGUGCAUAUCAAUGCAAACUUUGAAGUGGAUUCUUCCAGGAGAAGCCUUUGGAAAGAAGAUGGGCAAAGUCUGAAAACUAAGUGGAAUGAAUCAUUGAAACAGAGUGUCAUUGCUCCUCUGUAUGCAGAUCUCCUUCAUUACAUCGGCCGUAACAUUGCAGAGAAGAACAUCACUCCUUUACGUAUUGAGUCAUGUCUCAAUAACUCAUACUUGUGUUUUUGGCCAAGUGUGUCCAAAGAUGUUGAUCAGGAUUGGCAUGAAAUGAUACAAGAGGUCUACAGAUCAGUCCAAGAAAGAGGCCUAAAAGUGAUUCCAGUGAUGAGGAGCUCAACUCGAAUGAUUGCUGGCAAAACAUUUAAAGAAUACUCUUUUGACUGGUUUGACACCAGAGAAACUGAAUCAACGAAGGCACCUCACCUGACACAUUCAGGAAAUGAUGAGAUCAAUCCCAUUUUGGAAGAUCUUGGAAUGAAAUUGGUUCCCUUUUCCUUCAAAAUGCAAGAGGUUUGGAGAAGUUUUGAAUCUGCUGGUAUCAAACUGAAAGAAGUGAAUCCUUUAACUGUGCAGACUUUCCUGAGAGAAAAACCUCUCAAUGACCCAACCCAAACCGAUAAGGAGUUACCCCUGCCCAUAACUGCCACUCUGAUCAAGGACGAAAAAAGAUGUUCAAAGCUCUUGAGUUUCUGCUUAAAAUAUCCCUUCUUGAAACAGGUCACCAAGGACAAUUCCAGUUUACUCGAUGGGCUUCCACUUCUUCUCACAAGAGAUAAAGUUUUGAGAGUAUUUAACUCCAAAUCUCCCAAGCUGAUAUCAGGGUAUGACAGUCUGUUCUUUGGCUACGAGGAUCAAUUUGCAGAUUUUCAGACCAACAGAGAACACAUCAGUGUUCUGCAAACUUUUAACCUUGUCAGAAAUCUGACAGUCCCCUGUGCAGUGAAAUAUCUGAAGCCGUUAAUUCAGCAUCAUCUUCAGAAGUGUGAAGUUGAUCCUCACAGUGGUCUUCAUGUCCCAGACAGCACAGUGUUGACAUGGCUGACCUCACUUUGGAAGUUCUUAACAAGUCAAAUUAAACCUGCAACAUCUAAUGAUGAACAAAGUCUGUCAUUAAGUGAUGUGAGAAAGCUCUUCAGUGACUGCCACAUUUUACCUGUUGUGUGUCCAAGGUCGAACAACAAGCACUUCCUGCAAAAAAUGAAAGACAUGCCGAGUGUGAUUCAGUUCGCCUCAGACAGGGACAUAUCAGGCAUCCUCUUCAAACUUGGUUUUAUGAAGCUCAACGGUCUAUUCUUCUCUGAUAUACAUCAGCUACAUGCAGAUCGACAGCUACAUCUGCUUCUACACUGUGAACUUAUGGAUGUGAAUGAUAAAAGCUCUGUGUUGGAUCAGCUUUAUAACAUUAACCACUCAGAGUUUUCCAAGCUUUCCACUGAUGAUAUGAGAGAGCUUCAGACCUUCCUGCAGUCUGGAGUAUCCAAAGCCAAAGACAAUCAGGACUAUCAGAGAAAGCUCAAGUCCUUACCAUUAUUUGAAACAAUAUCUGGUGAAAGAGUGAGGAUUGAUGGACCUAAUGAGGUAUUUAUCCUCAACAGCACAAGGGCAUUUACAGAUUUGUUUUACAACACCAACAAUGUUUUUCUCAAAAACAAUCCUGAGAACUACAGCCUGUCACAAACACUGAACAUCCAAAUACUCACUGAUUUGCAGUACUUCAUGAAGUUCAUUCUGCCUGUUGUACACACACUCACAGAAAAGCAGAUGCUUGAGUGCUUCAAGCUCUUACUGUCACUGCAACAUCAUUGCGAUUAUUUUACCUGUAAGGACAAAAUCAUCUCCUCAAUGAAGACAGUGAAGUUUAUUCGCAGUUCUCAAGGAAGACUGGAGACACCAUCAUACUACUUUGAUGACAGUGUUGAGCUAUACAAGAAAAUGCUGCCCCAGGAGAGAUUUGUGCCUGAGAGAUUUUGGACUGAGGUCAGUGAAGGAAAUCAACCAACAACAAAACCACAAGGGCUGCUCAGAGAACUUGGAAUGAAGCAUGUUGUGUCAAAAGAUGAUAUUGUAAACUUUGCAGACCAGUUAGAAUCAGAAGCCAAAGGAAACUGUCAGCUUCAAGAGUUGAAACAGAAAUCAUCAUUACUUUUAAAAACAGCCUUGGCAAAAAUCAGUAAUGACAAAGACAAGGAGCUGCUGGAGAGGAUAGCCGACAUCAAGUUCAUUUUUCCUGUGACUAUUCGAAAAGAAUUGUGCAACUAUCACCAGCCUUUUGCCUCUGGGAGAACUAUGGUUAAAAUCAAAGGCUCUUUGAUGGAAAUCGAUCCUAAGCAUCAAGAACUGAUUUGGUCUUCAAUGCCAGUCAUACAUUUACCAGUUUAUCAGUCACCAAAGCUCAUGAAAAUGAUGAAAGAUGCAGGUGCUCAUGAACAACCUCCUCCACAGUGUGUAACCAGCAACAUGAGCAACAUCUGCCAGUCACCCUGUGAAACUGACGAGUUGAUUAAAACCCGUGCUAGUGUUUUUCGAAGUUCCUAUGCCUACCUGCAAGCACACGGGUUUGAAGGACAGCAACUGGCUGGUCUUCCUGUUGUGUUGGUUGAAAAAGACAAAAAGCUUGUGAGCACUGAUGAUACGUGUCUUACUCUUGACUGUGACCGAGAUUUCAGACCAUAUUUGUACCGGAUUCCUCCACAGGAUGUUAUUUUCGCAGAGUUUUUCAAGAAAAUUGGCGUAAAGGAGAAACCUACUGCAGUGCAGUAUUGUAAUGUUCUGGCAGCAGUUUAUGACGACACUUGUGAUAAACAACAACUAAACCCAAACCAAAUGAACACAGUUAAACGUGCUGUUCAGCAGUUGUUUCGGUUAAUCGAAAAUGAAGGAAACCAGUCCCUUGAUGAUGAUGUAACAACUUUGCAUCUUCCUGCAGUAGAUGGGAAAUUAUACCCAUCAUGCACAUUGUACUACAACGACACAGUGUUUGAGUCCAAAAGGUUAGAAGAAGCACUAACCGAUAAGUUCCUGUUACUUGAGAGUCUCAGUGAAUGCUAUUUGGGCAGUGACAUCUAUGUGCACAGUCGGCUGCUGAAAUCGCUGCCUGCGAAAUUUCAGCCUAAAAUGCUGUCUCAGUUCACUGAGGAGAAAGCAGAGGAAUUUAACAUGCAGUUUUGUGAGCUUGAGACUGACUGCGAAUUUAGUGAAUGGUUUGAGAAACACCUGUCCUCAGUAGCAUUCAGACAUGGACUAAUUUGUCUCAUUAGAGAGCAGUCUCAAGGAGAAAUAACACAAGAAGAUGCUGCUGACAUGUGCAAGAAGACUUUUGGCAGAAUUCAGAUUGUCUGCUGCAAAAACCUGGAAACAAAGCUUUGGCUGAAUCAACAACCACUACACCAAACUGCCACUGAAACCGACGUUUUUGUUAAACGGGGCCAACAAGGUUGUAUAUUUUACUUAAAACACAGUGAUGACAUCAUGACACCUAAGGUGAUAAGUGAAGUCAAUAUGACAUUGACAAAGGAAAUUAAUGCUCUUUUAGGUAACAGAAUUGCAUCACUUCACCUCCCAGUGCUCGGGCAACUUCUUAUGUGCGACAGUCUGCAGGACGUUCAGAAAACUCUGGCUAAAAAUGGGAUCCAUGACAGCGCUGGAACUAAAAGCUUCCUUAGCAAAACACCAGCUCCUGGGACAGAUAUAAUGGAGGAAUGGUAUGACUGCUUAGACAUGAAUAUCCUCAAUAACUUUGAAGAGGGGGAAUAUGUUGGCUACAGCACUGACAACAAGUAUAUUUAUGCAGUUAUUGUUGAAGAACUGCCUGGGAACUCUGGAAAUUAUUCUCGGAGAUACAAAGUAGAUAUUGGAGAAGAUGAGCCAGUUGAAGUCAGUUGUCUUGACCUUUAUCAGUUUAAACGUGAAAAGAAGCGAAAACCUGAAGGGAGAACUUUUAUACCAGCUGAGGCUUCUUGCAUGGAGCUUGAACUGCAUUCUUCCCCAUCAUCAACUACAAGUUCCUCCUCUACAAGCUCCUUACCAGCCUCUGUUGAGGAAGCUAAAAGAGAAAUUGACAAAUGUUUGGCAGAGAUCUGGACUCUUCCUGAGGAGGAGAAGCAUAAAGCCAUCAAACGGCUGUACCUGAGAUGGCAUCCCGACAAAAACCCUGACUGCCAGUUUCUUGCCACCGAGGCAUUCAAAUAUUUGCAGAAUCGAAUUGAUGAGCUCACCAAAGGCAAAGCCUCAGGCUCCUCCUGUAAAAGGGGAUCCUCAGACUUCAGAGACUUCAGAGACUUCUACCAGCAGUGGAAUCAGGAGGCCAGGCAUCAUAGAACGGGUCGAGAGAGAUUCUCCAGAGGCUUCCACUACUACAACUUUUGGACCCAUAAUGGAAAUGUUCCAAGGCCGAACAGAGAGGAGGCCCAGCGCUGGUGCAGACAGGCUCGUUGUGAUCUCAGUGCAGCUCACAAAGACACUGGUGGUGGGAGCACAGAAUGGUGUCUGUUCAAAGUCCAUCAAGCAGUGGAAAAGGCUCUCAUAGCUGCAGAGUAUAAAAGGAAUGGUCAUCAUCCCACCAGCACCUGCAUUUUAGCCCUUGCUGCAAAAGUUUCCUGCUACAAUCAGCAACUGAGAGAUCUUCCUCUGAUUGUGCAAAAUCUGAAGACGCUGGGAGUGGACGCCAGAAAGACUCAGUAUCCCAACUGCCAUCCAUAUCCCCACAUUCCAAACGGACAGUUCAAAUCAGAGAACGAAAUGCGGGCACUGGACAAAGCAUCUGAGCUUCUCAGUGCAGUGGAGGCAUAUGUGGAUUGAUGAUUCAAGACAGACAUGUUAUGCUGGUGGAGUCAAUUUGAGAUUUUUUUUUUUUCCAUUUUAAAAAUACUUUCAGCCAAAUGGUGAUACUGAAACAUUACUAUAAACAAAGGAACUGUAUCAUUUGUGUUUUUGAGUCAUAGUGUGUUUGAUAAGACUUUUAUGAAAAUUCUGAAACUUGUGCUAGUUUGUUUUAUAUAUGUCUCACUACUGAGGAUCAGUAUAAUCACCACAUGAAUUUUAAGGUUAAUAUCAAAGCAUUUUGUGCAUUGUUGCAGACAUUUAUAACCACUCACUGAGGAUCAGUAUAAUCACUGUCUGACUAUCUUAUAGUUUACCAUUUAUACCUACUCAAUGAAGAUCUAUACAAUUACUGUAUGAAUUUAUGUUCUCUUGGCAUUUAUAGCUACUCAUUGUGGAUCAUUAUAAUUAUUGUAUGACUGUUAUAAAAGUGAAAAUAUCAGUGAGGUUUUUUUCCUAUAUUGCAAAGAUUUAUAAAUACUCAGUGAGGACCAGUAAAAUCAGUGUAUGACUUUUGUUAUGAAAAUGUUAAUGUCAAAGAUUUUUUUUUCGCACUUUUGUAAAAUUUCAUGACUACUCACUGAGGACUAACAUUAUCAUUGUAUGACUUUGUUAUGUUCUGUUAGCAUUUAUAGCUACUCUGUGGAUCAAUGUUAUUAUUGUUAAUGUAAAAUUUUUUUUUCGCAUUUCUGAAAAAAUUCAUGACCACUCACUGAGGAUAUUAUAAUUGUAUGACUGUUACGAAAGUGAAAAUAUCAGUAAGAUUUUUUUCCUAUAUUGCAAAGAUUUAUAAAUACUCAGUGAGGACCCGGAAAAUCUGUACGUAUAUGACUUAUGUUCCGUUAGCAUUUAUAGCUACUCAGUACAACAGACUAACAUUAUCAUUGUAUGACUGUUAAGAAAUAUGUUGUUUUUUUUUUGUUUUUGCAGUACUGUAAGCAUUUUUGACUACUUAUGGAGGACCCAUAUAAUCACUGCAUGAUUUUGUUAUAAUUUGUUUUUACGGUUCUUUUUUUUUUUUUUUACCUUUUAACUUUUGAAAUGAAAAUUAUUAAGUUUUAUAAAGGAUGAAACAGCAAUUCCUGUUCCAUGUUUUUAAAUGCCAUAGUAAAAUUGUGACCAGGGGUAGAUGCUGUGUUACUGUAACUAGUGAGUUUGGAAUUGUUCCUUCCUCUUUUUCCUGAUUCUUAAAGGUAAUGAAGUAUGCAAAUGCUUUGAUGAGUGAGGCAUAAUAGUGAUUGUGUUUAAUGUAAUACAGCUAAAUUUGUGCAUAUCUUCUGCACCACCUCUAGGUUUACUCUUUUUUCCACUUCUUAAAUGUACUUUUCAUGUAUUUUUGAGAAUCAUGUCAUUUGCUAUCUUUGCAGUCUCCUGUCAUUUAUUGUAUUCCAGCUCAAUAUAGAAAAAACCUAAUCCAUUGUUUAUUUUUGUGUACAUUUUUACUUUGGGUUGCAACCCACCUGUUGUUUGAUGGAGAUUUCUGCAAUAUUAAGCACUGCUGAUAAUAAAAGAUUGUAUCAGA